ACAGGCAACUGGGCAAGGUCGGCCUUUUCAUUUAUAUAUAUAUAUAUGUAUGUGUACAUUAAAUCAACCUCCAGCCGCCCUGCCCACCUCCGCGCGCAAACACACACCCAGUCCCAGGCCAUGAGAACAAGCUCCCGCCAGGAAACACAGUGACCGAGGCAGCGACCGAGGGAGGAGGCAGCAGGCAGCGAGGAGCGGCCGCGGGCAGCCGAGCGACGCCAGCAGCACCAUGCACUCGGAGGUGGAGAAAUUUUCCACAAAUUCAACAUCUAUUCUGGAGUUGUAUCGUUCACAUGGAGAAAAUCUGGAGCAAAAGAGUGAGAGCUCUGUAAGCACUGGCGAUGUGGAGUACAGCAGUAUGCUAAUGCUUGAAGGAAUGCCAGCUAUACGAAUCAAAACAGAGCUGGUGGAACCUGGGGAAGGGGUUUCAUCUGCCCAUGGACUCUCAUCAAAGUGUCAGCCUCCUGUGGCGAAUAAGCUCUAUACAGUCCCAGCUUCUGAAUGUGAGGGGCCGGAAUCAGUCCCAAUGUUGAUAAAUAAUGUGAAAAUGGAAUCGUCUAUGUUGCUUGAUGAUCUGAAGAAAGAUUCACCGGUGUUACUCAGCACCAUUAAAAUGGAACCACCAGAGGAACUGCUUUCAAAUGAUGAUAACCAGCCACAGACAGAACCUGUUGAUCUGUCCUUAAAUAAAUCUAGGACCUCGCCCAUAGCGCCACUAGUUACAACGUCAUUUCCGGUUAUAGCAGCCUCUUCGUUUUCUUCUUUGGACAACUCGUCUAUGAGAUCAGUCAACAUUACUUCAGCCAUCCCAGCAGUGUUAUCGCCAGGUUCCAUCUUGGCCUCCUCCCAGGGGGUUGGUGGCCAGCAGAUUCUGCACGUCAUACACGCUGUGCCCUCAAUCAGUUUACCUAGGAAAAUGGGCAACCUCCAACAUCUGCCUGUGGUGGUCCAGUCAUUGCCUGUGGUCUACACGGCUGUGCAACCUGAUGGCAUCUUGUCAUCAAUCACUGUCCCUCUCAUUGGGGAUGAUGGAAAAAGUGAAGGUGCAGUGAGAAUCGAUCAGAGUCCCAUGUCCCCCACGGAGACUAAAACUGACAGUGAGGAAGAUGAUGAUUCCCCCAACAUAUCAUUUGACAGUGUUCAUGAGAGCAACUCUACCAUCCUCAAUGUGUCGGGGGCAAUGAGAGAGGAGGACUCGGUUUGGCCUAUUGAUCCGGCCCGGCUGCUGGAAGAUCCGUUUGGUGCCCAGAGUUUGCACGGAAUACGACGAUUACCGAGGUCUGAGUCACCUGAUGCAAAAAGGAGGCGUGUCCAUCGGUGCGACUUUGAGGGAUGUAAUAAAGUGUAUACGAAGAGCUCUCACUUAAAGGCACACCGACGGAUCCAUACAGGAGAGAAACCCUACCGAUGCACCUGGGAAGGAUGUACAUGGAAGUUUGCACGCUCCGAUGAGCUGACGAGGCAUUUCCGCAAGCACACCGGCAUAAAGCCUUUCAAAUGCUCAGACUGUGACCGCAGCUUUUCCCGCUCGGACCACCUUGCACUGCACCGUAGAAGACACUUGAUGAUGUGAAGGUACUUUAAGGCCAGCUUCACAUCAGAGUCCGAGCUCUGCCUCCAUCCAAUUAUUCAGCAUUGCUGAAUUCUGACAGCGCCUGCUGCAAGAUGGCACCUGUGGAUGCCAAUUCAGAGAAAAAUAAAGAGAGAGAGAGAAAGAAAGAGAGCCCACCUGCCCUCAAAGACUGAAACUGGUCAAACCAGCUUUCUUUUUGAUGUUAAGUACUGACUGCGUUUAUGUAAUUUAAACCCGACCUGUCAUUUUGUCAUGAAUUUUUCUUCUUACUUACGUUAACACAGGGCAGAAAAAAAGCAGGCAGCUUCUUAUUCACUGCCCAAAUCAUGUUAAAUUACAAUGACAAACUUGUUGGCUGAUGAAUAACACAAGAUUAUGUAAAAACAGAAUUGAGGUUGGUAUGAAUCAUUGGUGUUGUGUCUUUUAAAGAACAAAAUAUUCUUUUCACAUUGUAUCAUAUUUUCCAUUUAAUGUGAACGAUUUAAACAGUGGGAACUCCUAACAUUUUAACUGAUUUUAAUAUUCAGUUUUUAACUGCUCAGUGCUGAGGUGUAUAAAUGUUACUGAUACAAAGUGAAUUUAUUUCCUAUGUUUCAGCUGUGCAUUGCACAUGGAAAGAUAACGCAAAUCUACUUAACAAAUGAUAAACAGCUUUCCUUCCCCUGGUAGCAAUCUUCCUGGCGAAUGAAAUAAAAUCACAAUUGUGACAUAAA
Messenger RNA from Leucoraja erinaceus (little skate), 2286 nucleotides. RefSeq names its product Krueppel-like factor 12. Gene Ontology annotation, molecular function: DNA-binding transcription factor activity, RNA polymerase II-specific; RNA polymerase II cis-regulatory region sequence-specific DNA binding. Lineage: Eukaryota; Metazoa; Chordata; Chondrichthyes; Rajiformes; Rajidae. The transcript is spliced from 9 exons. The coding region runs from base 230 to 1573 and encodes 447 amino acids. Gene Ontology annotation, biological process: regulation of transcription by RNA polymerase II. The record is from RefSeq and is a predicted model, not a curated record.